CUGCCCUUCCCCCAUGAAGUAUUUAUUUUUCCCCCUGUAUAUGAAGUAUAUUUCCCCCUCCCCUUAUGGAGUAUAUUCCUCCCCCCCUUAAUGGAGUAUUUAGGAGUAUUCUCCCUGGCCCCCUAUUGAAUAUUCCCCUCCGCCCUGGAGUUUUUCUUUAUGGAGCAUUUCCUCCCUGCCACAUGGGCCCUCACAUAUCAAGUUUCCUGGGGUGGUCGGGAGACCUGCGUGUGCUUGGUGGAGUUAUUUGGGGGGGGGGGGGUUGCUUUAUUUUCUCCCGACUGGUUAGCCGAGUUGCACGGGACAUUCUGUUUGCUGCUCUGACUCGAAGCGUAGUGGUGCGUGUGUUUGUGUGCGUGCGUGUCAUUAAUCUCUCUCUCUUUUUUUAGAAAAGCUUAUAGGUUUGGGGAGGGGGAGAAGAAAUCUGCCCUGACUAGACAGCAGCAGCCUGUAGGAUCCUAACAUGGCGCCUGAGAGGCACAUGAUGCAAAAGAAGGGAAAGAGGAGGCUCCCUCUGAGCCCAACCCAGGCAGUUGCUGACAUCAGUCAGCCUGUGGGCACAUGGCUGGGGGUUUAUUGCACCUUUCUUAGCAAGAGAGUUUUUUAGCUAUAAAAACUCUUUUUCACCACCCCUAAGCAAAACCUCUCUGUUCUCUCCUGCUCCCUCUACUAUUUAGGUAUAUUGUAGGGUUUUUGUUUUGUGGUUAUACAUUGUGGCAUAUAAUGGUGAGAAUUACAAUACUUAAGAGGGGGGAACUAGAGGCCUCAAAUUAUUUAAUCUAAUUUUUUUCAUCAAUGCAGGAUGACUUCUUAAAAGUAUUCUUCAGAUCUUUGUCCAGUCUAAUUUUAAGUGUCGCGAGGGGCUGGGCUUUGCCAUUUCUUUGGGGAGCUGAUUUCAUAACAAUCAAUCUCACCAUUAUUUCUAAUAGGGGGCAGCGGGUGCAUAUACAAUGAUUUGUUAUGAAUUCUAAUGCUGUCAAAUAUCUUCAUUUCUGCGUGCUUUUGGAGCUUCCCCCCUAUGAGUGUUUUUAUAGAUGUUUUAAAUCCUGUAUCUAUGGUUAGAAUUGCAUAGUUACUGUUUGUGACUAUGGUUAUAUGAAGGCAAGUUUUUAGUUUUUCCCGGGGAAUUGAUCUCCUUUAUUAAGCCACUUUUUAAAAGUGUUGCCUGGAGACAGCUUGUUUAGUGUAAAACUGAGUGGUCUGCUUUACAUUUUUAAUAAAUGGUUAUGAAAUGUGUGACUGGUAUUUAAAAUUUGUAAAUAAAAUGUGUGAAAUAUGUAUUUGUCUUUUUAUUUUCCAUUGUGUAGUGCAGAAUCCGUUUCUAAGACGUAUUCUGCUAACAUGGUUAUUUAACCAAAGGUGUUCAAAAGUUGCGUGACCUGGGGUUCAGCUAUCUUAUAUAAGUAUAAGGUGCAAAUCUUUUGGGCAACUAAUAAAAGAACAGAGCCACACAUUUCCAACAAUACCUUUCAUACCUGAUUUAAAGAAAGAACAGUGGGUGUUCUACAAUGAAAGCUAACCGCCAUAUUUAAUACGUUCUAGUAUCUUUGGGUAUCCUGGUGAUCUUGUUGAUCUUUCCUAAUUUUUGGUGGGUGCCCUGUGGGUAUCUUUAACCAGGAGACCCUUGAAAAUCACAAUGAUGACCAUAGCUAGGAUUCCCAGUUUCCUGUUUGUGCUAAACUGAACGCUUGCUAGCAGUUUUGAAAAAUACUUUCAGAAACAAGGAUUUACAGAUUUCAGCCUAAUCUAAAUCCUGGUUCUUAAAAAUGACAUUGAAUAAUUUAUGCAGCAAACUCAGUUUUGAAUACUUAACUCCUAAAUUAUAUAAGUUGAUUUGGAAACAGGCUUCCUUACCUGAAUGAAGUGGUUCCACAUGUGAUUAUUUUUCACAAUCUGAUGCCUGAUGAAGGUGACAGUUGUGGGUUCUUUUUUUCUUAAGGGAUUUGCUACUAGUUUUAAUGGACCCCCCCAAGGCCUUAGGCUUUAAAGUUUAGCUACUUUCAGCUGUAUAGAUGCAUUCAGUGAUGAACUGAAAAAAUACAUAACACUAUCAGUUGCUGGUGAGACAGCUCUAUGUAUGUUUCACUGAAAGUGCCUUGAAAAUCAGACAAGCUAUACAUUUGAUCACAACCUUCCCCUCCUUUUUAACAAGAUGUUUUUAGAAUUUACAAAUGCAAUGUUUAACUUACUAUUUUGUGGACUACCUUGAAGAAGAAACCCAAACUCUUCCAGCCAUUUUAGUAUUGUGAAGCAUUGGACCUAUAACCUUGGUUUUGAAGGCUAGAGGGGGUGUGACUUUAUUUCAUUGGUGGUUGCUUUAGCUCAGUUAAUCAUGCUUUCAACAUUCAGAUUAAUGGGCCAUUAUUGCAUAUGUCAUAUUGUUCAUUUACAGAAAUUAAUUUACAUGUCCCAUGCAUCUCCCGGAUUCCUGUUAUAUGCAAAGACCUAUCAAAGGCCCAUUAAAGUUUCCCCUCCAUAUCUAAACUAGUUUAGGGAGUGACCAGAUUGAAUACCAGCCUGAUAUAAAAAAGAAAUUGCCGAAGGUAUGACAGAACAUGGCUCUGAUUCACCCCCCAAAAGUUAAAGGACUCAGAAUGUCCUAUAUAUUUUUCCCCUUUGUUUACUUAAGCCCCUUCAGUGGUGAAGGUAUUAAAUAAAACUGUAAAGCAAGAGCAUUUCCACACACUUGUCUGGACAAUGGGUUUUUUUUUAAUUGAGGUGUUAUUAACGAUGGAUCGAUCUUUUAGCCAAUCCUGGCUCAAGUUACUGAUGAGUAAACUUACUCUCACUUAACACUUGACUAAAGGGAUGGUGAAUGGGUAUUUAAAAGUUGUGUCACUGCAAGCUCCUAUAUGGGAGCACAGUCAAUGGACAGUUUAUGCUGUUGCGUCUUUUACGUUGUCCUCACCAACAAGUCUGUGUACCUGCUGAUGCUUUCUGGAAAUUUGCUGUGCCUUCUGCUUGGGAAAGCUGAUGGUAGGCAUUCAGUUUCUUUUGCUUUGGGCCAGCAAGGUUUCAUGCGCGUUCGUAGUUGCUGUGCCAGUUUCAACACCACCACACUGUUCCUGUUGCACAAACUUGUUAUCAGUUCUGAAAAAAAAAAAAGUGGAAACCAAAAAACCAAACCAAACCCAUCCUGCUUGUUUGGUAAUGGAGUACCCAGAGUUUGAAGACUGUCUUCACUGAAAAUCGUGGUUGCCAGUUACAAGCUCAUCUGUACUUACAUGAUCAAGCUCAUAACUGAGUUUUGCUUGGAUUUAGAACUUUGUUUUAGCUGCAUAUUUUGCCUGCACCAUGAAAAUCCUACUAACUGCAGCUGCCAAGGGGAGGAUGAGACUCCUCAUGUUUUUCGUUUGGAUUACAAGGAAGUAACUUUAUUCCAAAUAUUCUUUACCAAGGGACUAUGGUAUUCAACGUUAACUUACGGCUACAGAACUUCAAUAUUUUUUGGGCUUUCUGCCAGAAUUCUGACAUGCAAGAUGUAGAUAAACAGCUUUAAAUUGGGUCAAAUUACAUUUUUUUAGAUGUUCCAGCAGAUGCUAAUAGUGAUUUCAUGUUAAUCAGUUCUUUCAAAUGAAUCUGAAACAGUUUGUUCAGCACCCCUAAUAGUAACACUUGGGCUCAUUUCCCCCCCCAUCUUUUUCGUACACAAGCAUAACAAUUAGUUGAAACCCUUUUUGUGUGGUUGAAACACUGCCUGGUACUUUGAGUUUGAAUAUCAACUCUUCAUAUGUGUAACAGUUCUUUGAUUUAUAGCGUGAACCAAAAUAGAGGUCUCUAUUUUUGUUUGGGAUUGAUAAUACCUUAACUUUAACAUUUUUGAGUGCACUAAACUUCUCAGUUUCUUCUUAUUGCUCCAGGCUCCUCCUUCAGAGAAGCUUCCUGUUAUGUACCUUAUGGAUUCCAUUGUCAAGAAUGUUGGAAGAGAGUAUCUUACUGCGUUUACUAAAAACCUAGUUGCAACAUUUAUUUGUGUAUUUGAAAAGGUGGAUGAAAAUACUAGGAAAAGUUUAUUUAAAUUACGCUCUACAUGGGAUGAUAUUUUCCCUUUGAAGAAGCUAUAUGCCCUCGAUGUCAGAGUCAACUCAUUAGAUCCUGCUUGGCCUAUUAAACCUCUACCCCCAAAUGUGAAUACUUCUAGCAUCCAUGUGAAUCCUAAGUUUUUAAAUAAAUCGCCUGAGGAACCUUCUACACCUACCUCUGGAGUCACUUCGUCUGGUGUCUCAACUCCUCCAGCUGUUCCUGAAAUACAGAAGAAUUUGACACAAGAGCAACUAAUAAGACAGCAACUGCUUGCAAAGCAAAAACAGUUGUUAGAACUUCAGCAGAAAAAAUUAGAGCUGGAGCUAGAACAGACUAAAGCACAAUUGGCGGUUUCUCUUAGUGUUCAGCAAGGAACAUCUACCAUGAGUCCAGUUCCAGCACCUUCCAAGCAACAUGUGUGUCAAACUCCUCAGAUGUCAGUUAAAGCUUCCCCUGUGCAAUCUGAAAGGAGCAGACCUUCUCCAAUCCCUCAAGUUCAUGAUAUUAAAUUAGUGAACAGAGAUCCUCGACUUAAUAGGAUGGCUCAGCAUUCCUCUCACGCUAAAGAGCAAAGUCAUCGGAAGGAAUUUCUGUCAACCACAACAAAUCAGUCUGAUAUCAAGGUCAAUAAAACUGUGCAACCUGAAAAACAAAACACAUCAAAGCAAGAAAAGUUAAAAUCAAAUGAAAAAAUACAGAAGAAAGAACUUGAUCAGGCAGAAACAAAAUCUAAAUCACCAUCCCCUUUGAAAAAUAAAUUAUCCCACACUAAAGAUACUAAAACUCCAACAUGCGAAAACAUGAAAUUGUCUGAUAUUAGUAAGAGAGAUCCAAGACUAAAAAAGCAUCUUCAGGAGAAGCCAGAUGUUAAAGAUGAUGACACAAAAGAAAAGAGGAAAAGUAUAGAGAAAAAAGAAAAAGAGGAACAUAAGACAUCUGAACACAGACCUGUUGGUAGUAGAAAUAAAGUAAUUAAUGGUGUUGUACAGAAACAAGAUGCCAACACAGAAGAUUCAGAAAAACAGGGUGGAAAACCUGGACGAUCCAGUAAUAGGAAAAGGUCACGAUCGCGCUCUCCUAAGUCUCGUUCACCAUCUGCACAUUCUCCAAAGAGGAGAGAUAGGCGAUCGCCCAAAAGAAGACUGAGGAGUCUGUCCCCUACCUCCUCAACUCCAAAAAUUGGAAAGGUUCGUCAGUCAGGUCUUAAACAGUCUCAUGCUGAGGAAUUUACUCAAACCACAAGAGACGAAAGAAACUCUAAUAAGAGAAACGUUAAACAAGAUGUGAGAGAUCCGAGGAGAUUGAAAAAAACUCAAGAUGAGAGACCACAGGAAACUGUAAAUCAACAUUCUGCAAAAUCCACCCCAGAACCAAAGGAGAAUGUGGAGAAUUGGCAAGGUCCCAAAUCAAGCAAAAGGUGGAAAUCUGGUUGGGAGGAAAGUAAAAACUUACAACAGAGUGAAGAACAUCAAGGACUUGGUAAAUCACCACAUCAAAGGCAUAGGGAAAAUUGGGCAGCUGGUAAAGGAAUUUUGUCACCUCGCGCACCAAAACUGCAGCAUCGAUUGAGUGUGGAUGCCAAUUUGCAGAUUCCCAAAGAAUUGACUUCUGCAAGCAAGAGAGAAUUACUCAAAAAAGCAAAUGAACGUCUGGCAUCUGGUGAAAUAACACAAGAUGAGUUCCUGGUUGUGGCUCAUCAGAUUCGUCAGUUGUUCCAAUAUCAGGAAGGAAAGCACAGAUGCAAUGUGUGGGAUAGUCCUACAGAUGAAAAAUGUGGCGUGAAAAAGAAGCCCCUUCUUUCAGAUGCUGAAUUAACAUACUACGAGCAUAAAGCUAAAUUGAAAAGAACACAAGUUCAACAUGCAUUUCCAAGGCUUGAUUUGUUGGAUCCUGAUGAUAUUUUAGACUACCAUUUGACAGACGCAUUGCUUUCUGGACUGGAAUGCGAGCAAGCAAAAAAACGAGCACAGUUUGACCGAAAAGAGCAGUUUGGAGAAAGGUCAAGACGGCAUUCUCCGAUAUCUGGUAAUAGACCUUUCACUGAUAAUCUUUCACCACAUGAAAGUGAGCGAAGACAUGAUGAGCAGAAUUCCUCUAAAGGAACAAGCAGUUCUAAAAGCUUUGAUCCUUAUGAUAGCUGGGGAGAAUCAGAUGAAUUUAGAGAUGUGUUUGGGCAACAAGGGAAAAGUACACCAGAAUUCCAGAAAAUUGAUGGAGAGGGAUUUUGCAAAUUUGAUAAUCCUGAAGACAGGCAAAUGCUUGGACAGAGUGGUGUUCGAGAAGAACCAAGAUCUCCUUUCAGUGAACGUUUCAAGAGAUCUAGAUAUGAAGAUCCAGAGAAAACAGCAUUUACCGACAGUCCUGGGUCAAGAUUUGGAGGCAUUGAAGUAAAGCAGAGAAUAACUGCAUUGAUGGAGGACAGACCUCUGUUUGAUGGGCCAUCUAGACCGCCUGUUUCAAGGGGAGGGGGAGAUGGACAAGCAAGUCAUUUUGUUGAUGGGCCAUCUAAUAACUCAAAUUCUAGAAUUGAUGGGCCACCUGCACAGGCCUCUUUGAGGUUUGAAGGGCCACUAGGACAGGUUGGUGCUGGGGGUGCCCCUCAGUUUGAUGGACCAUUAGCACAGGCAGGAGGAGGGGGUGGCAUGCGGUUUGAUGGACCACCAGGACAGAUAGGCAGUGGCCUUAGGUUUGAGGGGCCCUCAGGGCAGGUAGGUGGAGGGGGUGCAAUCAGGUUUGAGGGCCCUCUUGGGCAGGUAGGGAAUGCUUUGAGGUUUGAGGGACCUACGGGCCCAUCUGUGGGUAGUCUCAGGUUUGAGGGCCCUACAGGCCAGCCUGUGGGUAGUCUCAGGUUUGAGGGGCCUCGUGGUCAGCCAUCAGGUGGUCUCAGAUUUGAGGGACCUCAUGGUCAACCUAUGGGCCCUCGUGUUCAUCCAGGGGGUGGUCUCAGAUUUGAGGGACCCCAUGGUCAACCUAUGGGACCUCAUAGCCAACCAGGGGGUGGCCUCAGGUUUGAGGGACCACAUUUACAACAAUUGGGGCCCCAUGGUCAACCAGCAGGUGGUAUGCGAUUUGAAGGACCACAUAGUCAGCCUUUGGGACCACAUGGUCAACCGGGGGGUGGUCUCAGGUUUGAGGGGCCUCAUGGUCAGCCUGUGGGGCCACAUGUUCAGGCAGGUGGGAGUGGUCUCAGGUUUGAAGGGCCACAUAUCCAGCCAGGAGUUGGUCCCAGAUUUGAUGGACCUUCAGUUCAGACUGGGAGUGGACUUAGGUUUGAAGGUCCUCUAGGUCAAACUGGUCCAAGGUUUGAUGGCUGCCAUUCAUCCAGAUUUGAUGGUCAACCUGGCCAGCUGUCUCUCUUGCAAAGAUUUGAAGGAUUACAUGGACAACCUGGCCCACGAUUUGAAAGGGCACCAGGUCAGCAAACACCUCCUCGGUUUGAGGGACUGCCUGGUCAACAGGCACGAUUUGAUACAGCAAUACCUCAAAGAUUUGAUGGCCCUCAACACCAGGCUUCGAGGUUUGACAUGCCUCUUGGUCUCCAAGGUCCAAGGUUUGAAAAUGUAGCAAAUCAUCCUGCCUCCAGACUAGAAACAUCACCUUAUGGGCAAACUGGUCCAUACAGUGAACAUCCCAAUCAGACCUACAAUGGACCAUCCCAUGGUAUGCAAUUCCAGAGACCUGAAAUGUUUGAUGGCUCUCAAGGACCAAAUUUUAAUGGGCCAGUUGGCCCUACAGCACAGAACUACCCCAGUCUGCUCAACAGAGCAUCUGGACAUUACUUUGAUGACAAGAAUCUUCAGGGUCCUCAAUAUGGAAACUUCAGUAAUAUGCCCAAUUCAAUGUCAGUAGGAAAUGCUCAGCAACCACAUCAGGUUCCUGUUCUGUCCGUACCUUCUGGUCAACCUGUACCAUAUGGUCAAGGUCAACAGUAUUUACCAGUACGUGGACAAAAUCCUGGAGGUUUUCUUCAGAAUCAAGCAGAUAAUCACCUUGGUCAGCUUGAUGUAAAUGAGUUAUUCUCUAAACUGGUUUCUACAGGAAUCCUCAAAUUGUCAAAAACUGAUUCCACUUCAGCACAAGCAAAUGAAACUGCUCCGCAGCCAGCUCCUGAGGAGGAGGAGGAUGACCAAGACCAGAGUGAAGAUCAAGAUGUCCCAGACCUUACUAACUUCACAAUUGAAGAAUUGAAACAGCGUUAUGAUAGCGUCAUAAAUCGACUGUACACUGGCAUUCAGUGUUAUUCUUGUGGAAUGAGGUUCACCACUUCACAAACAGAUGUUUAUGCAGAUCAUUUAGACUGGCAUUAUCGACAAAAUCGCACCGAAAAAGACGUUAGUAGAAAGGUUACUCACAGAAGGUGGUACUACAGUUUAACAGAUUGGAUAGAAUUUGAAGAAAUAGCUGAUUUGGAGGAGCGCGCAAAGAGCCAGUUUUUUGAAAAAGCACAUGAAGAAGUUGUGUUGAAAACACAAGAAGCUGCUAAAGAGAAAGAGUUUCAGAGUGUACCUGCUGGACCAGCUGGAGCAGAUGAGAGCUGUGAAAUUUGUCAAGAGCAAUUUGAACAAUAUUGGGAUGAGGAAGAAGAAGAAUGGCAUCUAAAGAAUGCCAUUAGAGUAGAUGAAAAGAUUUACCAUCCAUCAUGUUAUGAAGAUUACCAGAAUACAUCGUCAUUUGAUUGCACGCCAUCUCCCAGCAAGACCCCAGUAGAAAAUCCAUUAAAUAUUAUGUUGAACAUUGUCAAACAAGAAACAGAAGAGCCAGCCUGUAACAGCCCUACAGUUACAGAACCACCAGUGGACACACCUGCUGCCUGUACGGAAGAGAGCACACCUGCAUCUAUAGAUAUUAAAACAGAGCCUGAAGAGGUUGAAUCAGUUUAAAUAAACUGAGGUAUGAUUUUUUUUUUUUUUUUUUUUUUUUUUACAGAGCUGUUGUGUUAACUCUCGAAGGCAUAUACUUUUUAUAUGAAAUAAAAUGAUCACCUGGGGCAGGGCCCCAGCUACUGUUUGGUUAAUAAAUACAUUUUUGUAUUUGAAUUUCUUACUGCCUGCACAGUUUCAGGUGUCCAUUGUGUGAAAGUUCUGUAGAUGCGUGCAAAUUUAAUGGAAUAUGGAAUUGUAUAUGUAAACAAAAAUGUACAAUUUUCACUUGUUGAAAUGUAAAUUAUAAAAUAAAAGAUAUUUUUGCUAUAUAUGGAGUGUAAUGUUUAUGCACACCAUCGAAUGAAGACAGUGUACAUUUUGUUUGGUUUAAGUGGAUUUAAACAGAGACCUCAACUUAGACCUGUUGCUAAGUAGGAUUUUGAAAAACAAAAUAACUGAAAAGUUUUUUGGCUUCAGAGGAAGAUUAUCAAGGAAAGCAAUUCAAAAACUUUCUCAAAUAGCAACCCUAGACCUCUUUUCUUAUUAAAUGUAAUUGAACAAAUUUGCAUACAUACCCAGAUAUAAAGAGAGUAACUUAAAAGAUAGUUCUGGAGUGGAGGGAGAGUUAACAAAACCGUGAUUGAUUGUGGACACAAGUGCCAGCAACCAUUUGAUUAAUAAACCAGUAUACUUAGUAGUCGGGACAGAUUUUUUUUUUAAUUAUCUUUUUCCAAAUAGUCAAGCACACAAAAAACAUUUAGUACAACUGAAAAAAUAUUUUAAGUUACAGAAGAAGAAAAUUAAUGCUCAUUUUGAAACAUGGUUAACCUUUUUCCUUUGUUGGUUAUGACUGGAUUUAGAUGGUAAACAGGAAUACCAUAAGAUGUUAAUAUUUCUUACAUGUAAUAAAUAGAAUGAAGCA
This is a messenger RNA of Gavialis gangeticus (Gharial), 9807 nucleotides long. RefSeq names its product PCF11 cleavage and polyadenylation factor subunit (gene PCF11). Lineage: Eukaryota; Metazoa; Chordata; Crocodylia; Gavialidae. The record is from RefSeq and is a predicted model, not a curated record. The coding region runs from base 3888 to 8903 and encodes 1671 amino acids. Gene Ontology annotation, cellular component: mRNA cleavage factor complex; cytoplasm. Gene Ontology annotation, biological process: termination of RNA polymerase II transcription. Gene Ontology annotation, molecular function: mRNA binding; RNA polymerase II complex binding. The transcript has 15 exons.